Molecule: messenger RNA, 1195 nt
Organism: Juglans regia (Persian walnut)
Lineage: Eukaryota; Viridiplantae; Streptophyta; Magnoliopsida; Fagales; Juglandaceae
Product: protein WUSCHEL-like
Exons: 3
Coding region: 125-976 (283 amino acids)
Biological process (GO): plant organ development
Molecular function (GO): DNA binding; DNA-binding transcription factor activity
Source: RefSeq, a predicted model, not a curated record
AUUAUAACCCACACCCUUCUCCACCAUUUCACGCACUCUUACUCUCAGUCCUUCUCUCUCUCUCUCUCUCUCUGCGUGUAUUUUUGUUUGCCUCCCUUUGUUUGGUUCUUCUUUUCAUUCUGUCAUGGAACCUCAACAACAACAAAACCAACAACGACCACAAAACGAGGAUGGCGGCAGUGGGAAAGGGGGAUUUCUAUGCAGGCAAAGCAGUACACGCUGGACUCCUACAACUGACCAGAUAAGAAUUCUGAAGGACCUUUACUACAACAAUGGAGUCAGGUCCCCAAGUGCUGACCAGAUUCAGAGGAUUUCUGCUAGGCUGAGACAGUACGGAAAGAUUGAAGGCAAGAAUGUCUUUUAUUGGUUUCAGAACCACAAAGCUCGUGAAAGGCAGAAGAAAAGGUUCAAUAAUGAUGUUCCCCUGCAAAGAGGGGUUGGUAAUGGAGGUUGGAAACGGGAAGAAUCCCACACCAAGUACUCCACCAUGGCUAGCAUAACCCCUGGGUUUCCUGCUUCAUCUUCUUCAUCUGGGACGAUUUCUGUGGGGCAGAUGGGGAACUAUGGAUAUGGAUCUGUGACAAUGGAGAAGAGCUUUAUGGACUGCUCUAUAUCGACUCGAGGUAGCGGUGGUGUUGGUGGAUCUAUCGGCCACAACUUUGGAUGGGUAGGAAUUGAUCCCUACUUUUCAUCCUACACUCUCUUUGAUCCGAGAAGAUCAAUGGAAGAAAAUUCAGGAGGAGAAGAGGAAGAAGAAGAAGAAGAAGAAGAAGCUGCUUCAGAGAUAGAAACCCUCCCACUGUUCCCCAUGCACGGUGAUGACAUCAAUGGCUUCUGCAAUGUUAGUACUACUACUUCUUCAUCCAACGGGUUCUACAGUACCACCUUAUAUCGUUCUGGCCGCGGCGACAGUGGCAAGAGCGGUUCUUGCACUUCCCUCGAGCUCAGCCUCAACUCCUACUCUCGCAGAUCAUGAUCGUCACCCUAGCUAACAUCAAGCCCAGCUUUAUAAUGAGCAGCUGGUAUAUAUAUAUUUGGGUUAUCAAUAUAAUAUUCUAUAUGCUAAUUAAUAUAUAAUAAGGGUACGUAUAAGUUUAUCGAUCGAUCAACAUGGCCUAGAUUGAGUAUUUAGGUUUUUUGUCCCCAGCUUAAAAUACGUACAUGUGAAUUAUUAAUGGGUUAUUAGUUUAACUUA